CCAGAUACUCGCGCCGGGGACACUGCAAUCCCGCCAGCACCCCUGAGACCGCAGCUGAGGCGCCAGCCGCGGCGGCGGAUAACGGGGAAAAUGUGGGUGUUUGGUUACGGGUCCCUGAUCUGGAAGGUGGAUUUCCCUUAUCAGGACAAGCUGGUCGGAUACAUCACAGGCUACAGCAGGCGCUUCUGGCAGGGCAGCACCGACCACCGCGGGGUCCCCGGCAAGCCUGGAAGAGUUGUCACUCUUGUUGAAGAUCCUGGGGGUUGUGUAUGGGGUGUUGCUUACAGAUUGCCAGUAGGAAAGGAAGAAGAAGUAAAAGCAUACCUUGAUUUCAGAGAGAAAGGCGGCUACAUGACAACAACAGUCAUUUUUUAUCCGAAAGAUCCCACAACAAAACCAUUCAGUGUGUUGCUAUAUAUUGGAACAUGUGAUAAUCCUAAUUAUCUUGGUCCUGCACCUUUGGAAGACAUUGCUGAACAAAUUUUUAAUGCAGCUGGUCCUAGUGGAAGAAAUACAGAAUAUCUUUUUGAACUUGCAAAUUCUAUUAGAAACAUUGUGCCAGAAGAUGCAGAUGAGCAUCUCUUCUCUUUGGAAAAAUUAGUAAAGGAACGUUUAGAAAGAAAACCAAACCUCAACUGCAUAUAAAGACCAAAUACUGUCUUUUUCAAGUAAGGACAGUUCUUAGUCUUCAGAGAAUAGAUUCAUUGCACAUUAACAGUAUGAUUUGAAAAUGUGUUAAGAUCUUAUUUAUCUCUAAUGUAGUUAAGAUAUCCUCAAAAUUUAGUUUAACUGCAACUGUCCUGAAAUAUAUUCAAAAUCCUGAGGGUUAAAGAAAAAUUCAAGUUCUAAUAAUAUUAUGAUUUCCUAAUAUAUAAUACUGAAUACUUGCUUAUGAAAAGUGAGUUCUCUAGAAAAAUUCAGUGGACUCAGUUCAGAGCUUGUUUUUAUCAGAGUACAAUAUAAUCAGAGUAAAAUUCUGUUGUUUCAUAUCACAAUACUAUUUUGAAGUUGUAGAGAAUUAAACCAAAAGUCCUAUAAAUAUAAGGUUAUACUUUUAGUAUACUCCUAUACAAUAAAUCUGUAACCAUGGCUUAAAUUAUAGCUUAAAAUUAUGUGUAAUUUGAAAUAUAUAGUAAUACAGACAGAUUUCAGUCUUGAUUGUGACUUCAAAUUUAAGCCAAAAAACUUGGCAUUUUUAAUAUUAAAUUUCCUUGUGAUUAUAAAGUGCAAUAGCUCUUCUUCAAAUAAAUGCAUUUUUUUACUUGGAAAAACUCUUUAAGCUAAAAGGGCACAAAUUACAUUGUACAAAUCAUGUCCACUAACAAUGUUGUUUUUCACUGACUUUGUAUUACUCUUACACUAAAACUUAAAGAUGGGCUUUCUGAUUUUACCAGCCAAAAGAAAUAUAUAUAAUGAAAUUCAGUGUUUGAAAUUUUUAAAGUAGCAUUACCGGAUCAUUUAUUACAUGGCUUUUUAUUCCCUUCUAGUGUCUUAUCACUUAAACAAAGGUAUCUACUAAAUAGUGUUCAUGAUGUUACUCCUAUCGGAAACAUACAUGUACCUUAUUAAUUCAUAGACUUAGCCUCGAUUCUGACUAAGUUUUUCUUGA
Talpa occidentalis (Iberian mole) is the source of this 1609-nucleotide messenger RNA. RefSeq names its product ChaC glutathione specific gamma-glutamylcyclotransferase 2 (gene CHAC2). The record is from RefSeq and is a predicted model, not a curated record. NCBI's taxonomy places the organism in Eukaryota, Metazoa, Chordata, Mammalia, Eulipotyphla, Talpidae. The coding region runs from base 91 to 645 and encodes 184 amino acids. Gene Ontology annotation, cellular component: cytoplasm. Gene Ontology annotation, biological process: glutathione catabolic process. Gene Ontology annotation, molecular function: glutathione specific gamma-glutamylcyclotransferase activity; gamma-glutamylcyclotransferase activity. The transcript has 3 exons.